Messenger RNA from Echinops telfairi (small Madagascar hedgehog), 2094 nucleotides. It is a transcript of the gene STK11, whose product is annotated as serine/threonine kinase 11. The transcript is spliced from 9 exons. Gene Ontology annotation, cellular component: cytoplasm; nucleus. Lineage: Eukaryota; Metazoa; Chordata; Mammalia; Afrosoricida; Tenrecidae. Gene Ontology annotation, molecular function: protein serine/threonine kinase activity; ATP binding; protein kinase activator activity. Gene Ontology annotation, biological process: glucose homeostasis; protein phosphorylation; establishment of cell polarity. The record is from RefSeq and is a predicted model, not a curated record. Bases 52 to 1278 code for a protein of 408 amino acids.
CUGGGCGCCGCCCAGCUGAGCACUUGGAGUGCGCGGACUUCGCGGGGCGGCAUGGAUGAGGCUGAGCCCCCGCCGCUGGCCAUGUUCUCGGAAGGCGAGCUCCUGUCGGUGGGCAUGGACACCUUCAUCCACCGCAUCGACUCCACCGAGGUCAUCUACCAGCCGCGCCGCAAGCGCGCCAAGCUCAUCGGCAAGUACCUGAUGGGCGACCUGCUGGGCGAGGGCUCCUACGGCAAGGUGAAGGAGGUGCUGGACUCGGAGACGCUGUGCCGCCGCGCCGUCAAGAUCCUCAAGAAGAAGAAGCUGCGCCGCAUCCCCAACGGGGAGGCCAACGUCAAGAAGGAGAUCCAGCUCCUGCGACGGCUGCAGCACCGCAAUGUUAUCCAGCUUGUGGACGUGCUGUGCAACGAGGAGAAGCAGAAGAUGUAUAUGGUGAUGGAGUAUUGCGUGUGCGGCAUGCAGGAGAUGCUGGACAGCGUGCCUGAGAAGAGGUUCCCUGUGUGCCAGGCCCAUGGGUACUUCUGCCAGCUCAUAGACGGGCUCGAGUACCUGCACAGCCAGGGCAUCGUGCACAAGGACAUCAAACCCGGCAACCUGCUGCUCACCACCGCUGGCACCCUCAAGAUCUCCGACCUGGGCGUGGCCGAGGCCCUGCACCCAUUUGCUGAGGACGACACGUGCAGGACCAGCCAGGGCUCCCCAGCCUUCCAGCCACCUGAGAUCGCCAACGGUCUGGACACCUUCUCUGGUUUCAAGGUGGACAUUUGGUCAGCGGGGGUCACUCUCUACAACAUCACGACGGGCCUCUACCCUUUUGAAGGCGACAACAUCUACAAGCUGUUUGAGAACAUUGGGAAGGGGGACUACACCAUCCCCAGUGACUGUGGCCCGCCCUUGUCCGACCUACUGAGAGGAAUGCUUGAGUAUGAGCCGGCCCGCAGGCUCUCCAUCCAGCAGAUUCGGCGCCACAGCUGGUUCCGUAAGAAGCACCCAGCGGCCGAGGCUCCGGUGCCUAUCCCUCCCAGCCCAGACGCUAAGGACCGGUGGCGCAGCAUGACGGUGGUGCCCUACCUCGAAGACCUGCACAGCUGCGCCGGCGACAUGGACGAGGACGGUGACGGCCUGCUGGACAUGGAGGACGACAUCAUCUACACUCAGGACUUCACUGUGCCUGGUGACGAGGCCGAGGCUGAGGCAGGGCUUAGAGAGGAGAUGGGCUCGCUGUGCAGCGCGGGCUCCGGCCUUUCUGGAGAGGACCCUCGGGCUGUCUUAGUGUAGCCGCUUCUCUCGCGGCCUGCCUGCCUGGCCAGCAGGCCGGAAGUACCCUUCUGGGGCGGGACCAGGCUUGGCCCCCUUGGGGGUGGGGGCUACUUGUCAGGUGUACUGUCAUAAAAGAUUUGCUCGCUGCUACGGCCGCUGUGUGUCUGAGGGGAUGCUUUUGCCCAUUCUGCCCCCUCUUUCCAGCUCAGUCCAUUAGGGAGCUCGGCCUCUGGGAAAGUGCGGGGCCUGGAAGCUCCCACUGCAGAGGCAGGGCAGAACCCAAGACACCUGGCUCCCUCCACUCAUUUUGCAAGCUGGGUGCUGGCCCAGAGCCUGAGGGCUGACUGAUCUCCACUCCCCGGUGGUGGUGGUGUAGGUGCUCACAGGCCUAACCUUAUACCGCCCUGCGUCUCCUCCCCCACUCCCGCCGGUGUUGGCACACUGCUGCAGGGCAGCCAGAGCUCAGCAGCCACUGGAGAAAUAUGGGUGUCCUUGUGUUGUGGUGGGCCUCUACACCACCAGACCCUGCUGGCUGGGGCACUGUGUCCAGACACACCCAGUCCCGGCUGAGCCUGAAACCCAGUGUCCAUGUGGGAAGAAACGCUCCACUGGACAGGCCUGGGUGGGCUGUCACCAGGGAUUUGAUAUGAACAGGUAGCUCAGUAGCCUCCACACUGGCCUGAGGCACCCCUUGUCCUUGCAAUGCUGAGCGAGGGGGUCAUGAGCUGCCCCGGGGGAGACUCUGCCCCUGCUGCCCUGCAGCCUUUCGCCAUCAUUAGAGCAGACCUCGAGUUGGACUGGACUAGGGAGAGGCCUUUGACUGCACCCCCUGUG